AUGAGGCCGAUGCUUCUAACUGUGGCUCUUCUUGUCUUGGUCUCUGUACCCUGGGCGCAGGCAGUGUGGCUGGGAAGGCUGGACCCUAAGCAGCUCCUCGGGCCCUGGUACAUCCUGGCUGUGGCCUCCCGGGCAAAGGACUUUAUGAUGGAGAAGGACAUGAAGAACGUGGAAGGUGUUGUGGUGACUCUCACUACGGAUAACAAACUGAGAGUUCAGUCCUCUAGGCAUGGGCCACAUGGGUGUCACCAGAGCACCAUAGAGCUGCUGAAACAAGAUUCCCGCUGGGUGUUUGAGAACCCUUCUCUGGGUGUAUUGGAUUAUCGGGUACUGGGCACCAACUUCAAGGACUACGCUGUCAUUUUCACACAGCUGGAAUUUGGCGACGAGGCCUUCAACACAGUGGAGCUGUACAGUCGGACGGAGAUGGCCAGCCCCGAAGCCACGCAGCUGUUCACCAAAUGGAGCCAGGGUCUGGGCUUCUUGUCCAAGCAGCAGGCCCAGCUGCGGAAGGACUUCACAUGUGCACACAAGAUCCUCCAGUGAGUGCCACACCCUGGAGACAGCACCACAGCAUCCUGGCAUCCUGGUGGAGGCGGGCAGGCACUGUGUUUGCUCAGUGGCUAGUGGCACUAGUAGUGUUGGUUAGCUGCCC
This is a messenger RNA of Acomys russatus (golden spiny mouse), 655 nucleotides long. It is a transcript of the gene Lcn6, whose product is annotated as lipocalin 6. Lineage: Eukaryota; Metazoa; Chordata; Mammalia; Rodentia; Muridae. The coding region runs from base 1 to 546 and encodes 181 amino acids. Gene Ontology annotation, molecular function: small molecule binding. The transcript has 7 exons. The record is from RefSeq and is a predicted model, not a curated record.